Molecule: messenger RNA, 2784 nt
Organism: Morchella importuna
Lineage: Eukaryota; Fungi; Ascomycota; Pezizomycetes; Pezizales; Morchellaceae
Exons: 1
Coding region: 1-2784 (927 amino acids)
Source: RefSeq, a predicted model, not a curated record
AUGUCGCUAUAUAUUCUCUACUCGAUGGUGUCCUCCUUCGUGGUCAUCCUAAAUUCGAAGCUUGUCGAUGCAGCUCCCUUGCCAAUAUUUGGAAAUGCUGGAAACACAACCGAACCCGCUGGUUCCUCCUUUGUUCCAUCACCCCGAGGGCGCGGUACUCUAGAUAUCUUCUUUACCUGCACAAUCACCCUUAUGCUCUGUGUCUGGACCGCAGUUCAUCCCAACAUUGUUACCAACCCGACGGUCGCCCGCUGUCUCAAGCACAGGGUUACCUAUAUGGUGCUAGGACUCGUGAUACCGGAAUGUGUCCUUGGAAUCGCCAUCAAUGAAUGGAGAGAGGCACGGAAGGUUCUUCAUGCAUGGAAGUACUCUAUGGCUAUAGCCCAUGCGAAGGAGGCUGCAGGUUUGGCAACUGAAGCCCUGAAGCGAACAGUCAUUUCGCCCAGCGAUAUUGCUCGACAGCAGCUCAAGGAAGCAACUGAUGUCGCUCAGCGAGCGGGUAUUGCUGACCCUGCAACUCCCGGUGCCGCCGACACUGCACUACCGGCAGUCAAGGCAGUCAAAGAGAAACUCAAGGAUUAUGAGGCCCUGGAAAGAAUUAUUAGGGCAAGAGAGGUGUCGUGGGUUCUCGAGAUAUUUCGUCGAGGGGUCGAGAAACUUCGGAAAUCUUUGCCAAUAUCAAACAUAUUCCUCAGGGAAACUCCGUUCGGCAUGGAGGGGGCAUUUUUUGCUGUGAUGGGAGGCUACACGUUCUGCCCACUCGAUCGCUAUGAGCACCCAGAGUAUCAGCGUACGCUCUCCGCUGACGCGAUGGUUCUUCUUCUCAGAAUGGGGAUUGUGGAUGGCAAGGGUCUGGCAAGCCUCAAGAAUGAGGUCAAGGACAAGGGAAAGGCUAACGUGCUAGCCAAGUUCUUGGUCUGCGCGCAGGCAUUGUGGAUGGUGAUGAACUGCUUCCUACGUAGGGCGGCACAUCUCCCAAUCACCAUCAUUGAGUUGAACGUAAUUGUGCAUGUCUUUUGUGCUGUUAUUGUUUACGCUUGUUGGUGGAAGAAACCCCACGACGCCGGAAGUGCCAUUUCGCUCGAUGGGUUCAUCUCAAAGCCCAUCAGUGCGGUUCUCUUUUUCAUGCAAUACCCCGAUACUCUUGAGCUUCACGUUUCGGAGCCACGCGCAGGGGAUUUUUCAAUCACCACUCGAAUCAUAAAUGCCACUAAUCAAUUCACCUUGCCCCCCAUUCCGCUUGAGAAUGCCACGCAGAAGAAUGGGAAGAGUGGGAAAGAUGGGAAAGACAGGAAGGAUGGGAAGGAUGGGAAGGAUGGGAAGGAUGGGAAGGGUGAGAAGGGUGGGAAAAAUGAAAAAAUCGAGAAAACCGAAGAAAGUGAGAAAAACGAAGAAAGUGAGGAAAGCGAGAAAAUCGAGGAAAGCGAGAAAAUGGGGCCGGAAGUCACUCAGAAUCCGGUAGAGGGAUCACUACAUUCUGAAUCGCCACCUAACGAUACAUUCGACGCCACCACAGCGAGGGAAGAGCACCUGGACGAGUCUUCGACGCCUCUGAAGCCCCAGAUAGACGAUAAUGGUCCUCCGGAAAUCCCCGACUUUACUCCUGAUGUACCCCUUCAUCUUACCGGCCAGGUAAUCGGGCAGGAUAUUCCUCAGGGUGCUGGGCAGGGGCCUGUGCAUCCCGGAUCCUCAUCCAUAGAUGUAAUUGGUACCAUCGCAGCAGGGUCAGGGCAGCAGAGCAGGCCACCUACAGCACCUGUGCACCCGCCUCUUGCAAAAUCCCGCCCUGGCACUGCUUCUGACACUCAGUAUCGACUAAAUGAGAUAGCACUUUACCGAGAGGUUGAAACCUGGGGGGGAACGCAGCUACGUCAAAUUGACCUUUCCGAUGACGAAAAGAAAGCCUGGGAAACAAUAGGCACACCUCCGCUAGACUCAUCUCGUAUUUUCAUCGACAGCAGACGUGGUGUUACUCUCAGGGCAGACUCAAGCGUGAAGUUCAACAUAACAGCUCAGGAGUACCGAAUAUUCGUAAGCGCGGCAGAAACUCUGCGCUCAAUGGACCGUCCCAAAAGUAUCAGUAAUCUAAUCGUGAUUGGAAACACACCCUAUCCUAUAUUACUGAAAUCUCCCGAGGAAAUGACGGCAGCGCAGAAUUCUUUCAAUCUCAAGGGCUUAAAGCUUAUGUGGAUACCACUGUAUCUUAUAUACGGCGGCGUUCAUUCCUUGCUUUGGAACACAUAUUUCCCCUCCCCGACCGAGCGACUCCUGUGGAGAAUCUCUUGCCUGCUUAUUGCAUUCCCUGGCCUUGGGCAUUUCGCUAUUCUUGUGGCAACAGAUCAGGUCUGGAGAAACUUUGAUGGAGACACCUUACCCGACGCGAUUUACGACUUUGCCCCUUGGUAUUUAAUCGUAGGCUUUCUGCUUGGUUGGGCGGCUGGAGCAAUCUAUGGGGGUAUCGUGGGAUUUCAUCAUGUAACCGGGUUGGUCAUCCAGCAGCACUACCGGAUACUCAUCUACGUCGCGUUGGAACUGGCGGUGGCCUUGGCUGUCAUAUGUGCAGCCUGGUUCUUGGUACAAGUGUUUAGAGGCAAAGACUGGAACCCCUAUUGGGGUUUCAGACGUUACCUGCGCUGGCUACUUGUUAUACCAAUGUGGCUCCUUCUGAUUGCAUACUUCCUGGCUAGAAUGUUCAUUUUCGUUGAAACCUUUAUAUGCUUGAGGAGUCUGCCUAUACGUGCCUACGAGACUGUUAUUUGGGAGGAGAUUUUGCCGCAUUUCUGA